AUGGCCUCUGCAGAACAGGUCAGCGAGGUCGCGGACAAUCACGACGAGCGGGAAACAACUAAAGCAGCAGCAGAACCAGCCGUGACUGGGACACCGAAACCAGUGUCUGAUGAUGAAGACUCCGAAUGGGAAGAUCUAGAUGAGGUACUGGACGAUUUCAGUGGCCCGAAACGAUCGACAAAUACCGCCGCGACAGCGAAGUCGUCGUCUUCAGAUACUCAAAACAAUGCAGCUGAGGAAGCAUUCAUCAAACAACUAGAGAUGGACAUGCUCGCCCAGCUGAUGGGUGGUGGUGAAGCCAGUGGCAAAGGAAAAGCACCGGCACCAGCACCAGUAUCAGCAUCAGCCACAACGACACAAAGCAACACGGAAGAACUAAGCCUACCGAAUCUAAUCAAAAAGCUGCAAGGUAUGUCAGCGGAAGAUGCAGCGAAAUUUGAGGAGAAAAUGAAAGAAGACGGCGGAAUGCAGAACCUUUUCAGAAAUCUGCAUGAUUCAGAAGGGACAGGUGCUGGCAACUCAGCACCUACAGGGCCAGCAGGGGUAGCAGGAGAAUCAUUCCCCGACACUAUUCAAAAGACGCUCGAACGCAUGCAAGAAUCCGGGGAGAAGGUUACGAUAGAAGCCAAAACAAGCCAGGACAAAUUGAUCGAUGCAUCGAUAGCAAGAUUGCUGGAAAUGGCCGACGCGACAGCUGCAAAUGGUGACAAGUUUGACGUCGAGCAAGUGUUCAGUGACGUGAUUAAGGAAAUGUCUAAUAAGGAGAUGCUAUACGAGCCUAUGAAAGAGUAUGAUACCAAAUAUGGGCCUUGGUUGGAGGAAAACAAGGCCACAUUAUCAGCAGAGGAUUAUGCAAACUACAAGAAACAGGCUGGAGUUAUAAAGAAGAUUGUGGAGGCAUUCGAAUCGAAGGAUUAUUCGGAUGACAAACCAGAAUGUCUUGCUUCUAUUUGGGAUCUUAUGCAACAGAUGGAAGCAUGCGGGGCUCCUCCGGCAGAUCUCAUCAAAACCUCCAUGGGAGACGGCAUCCUACCCAGCCUUGUCCCCUUCAUAGAUGAUAUACCUGCCAGCGGCGACUUGAACGAUAUUGAUCCCGGCCAGAUCCCUCCAGAAUGCAACCCGCAAUGA
This is a messenger RNA of Talaromyces marneffei, 1128 nucleotides long. RefSeq lists its product as uncharacterized. Lineage: Eukaryota; Fungi; Ascomycota; Eurotiomycetes; Eurotiales; Trichocomaceae. The record is from RefSeq and is a predicted model, not a curated record. Gene Ontology annotation, cellular component: peroxisome; peroxisomal membrane. Gene Ontology annotation, biological process: protein import into peroxisome membrane. The transcript is spliced from 3 exons. The coding region runs from base 1 to 1128 and encodes 375 amino acids.